CGUGGGCUACACUUGCAGUCAGAGGCUAAAAACAUUUUAGGCCUCUAUUAGCUUCGGAAGGAACCUCACUGCACAAACCUUAGUUUUUAUUUAAGACACUGUAUUGCCUCCGAAUGCAUAAUGAAAAACGUGCAGUCGACUGCACAUUUAGUUCAGGCUGAUGCAGCCGCUGCGUGAAGAGGAUGACGCACAACAGCAUCGGAGAUGAUCAGCACCGCUGACUCUGAGGAUGACAGCGUCGCCGCAAAAACAUCCAGCGACAAAAACACAUUGAGCGGAGAGUGAUGCCGUCGUCUGCAGCUGAACCGGGAAACGCAGAGUAAGAUGAGAUGCCCGGCCGUUUAGCGGCGAGUAUCGCUGCACCUCAUUCCGUUUUGAGGCAGACAAGGGUUGCGCAUCGUCACAAGGAGCCGUGCGGGACAUGGACCCAGCGGCUGCGGGAAUCGGGAGUGAUGGAAGCCCGACAGAGGCAGCGGCCGCCGGAUCCAGUCUGCAACUUGACUUUGGGGACACCGAUUCAACCGAGAAGGCUCAAAUAACAGAGAUGCCUUCCCUGUUUGGAACAGAACAAAGUCGUGAGAAGAAGAUCGGCCACAGGAGAGUAGAUGCCCAUGGAGAGACAACAUAUAAAAAAACCACCUCUUCUGCCUUGAAAGGGGCAAUCCAGUUGGGGAUCGGAUAUACCGUUGGCAACCUCAGCUCCAAGCCUGAGAGAGAUGUCCUCAUGCAGGAUUUCUACGUGGUGGAAAGCAUCUUCUUCCCUAGUGAAGGCAGUAACCUCACUCCAGCUCAUCACUACCCAGACUUCAGGUUCAAAACCUACGCCCCCGUGGCCUUCCGCUACUUCAGAGAGCUGUUUGGGAUCCGGCCAGAUGACUACCUGUACUCGCUGUGUAAUGAGCCACUGAUUGAGUUGAGCAAUCCGGGAGCAAGUGGCUCCAUAUUCUAUGUGACCAGUGAUGACGAGUUUAUCAUCAAAACCGUCCUGCACAAGGAGGCAGAGUUUCUGCAGAAAUUGCUCCCUGGAUAUUACAUGAACUUGAACCAGAACCCCCGCACUUUGCUGCCCAAGUUUUUUGGCCUUUACUGCGUCCAGAGUGGUGGCAAAAACAUUCGAAUAAUUGUGAUGAACAAUAUAUUGCCACGCUCAGUUCGCAUGCACCUCAAAUUCGACCUCAAGGGCUCGACAUACAAGAGGCAAGCAUCCAAGAAAGAAAGGGAGAAGUCCAAGCCCACGUUUAAAGACCUGGAUUUUCUGACUGAUGUUCCUGAGGGCCUCACUUUGGAUCAGGAAAUGUACAACGCUUUGGUCAAAACACUGCAACGGGACUGCCUGGUUCUGGAAAGUUUUAAGAUCAUGGAUUACAGUUUGCUGCUUGGCGUUCACAACCAAACCCUGGCAGAGAAAGAAAAUCAGUCCCAGGGCUCACCAGCAGGAGGCGGCGAUGAGAAGAAGCCUGCAGGACAGAGGGCUCUCUAUUCCACCGCUAUGGAGUCCAUACAGGGCGGGUCCACAUGCAGGGACGCAAUGGAACAUGAUGACACUAUGGGAGGUAUCCCAGCAAUGGGAAGUAAAGGAGAGCGCCUCCUGCUGUUCAUUGGGAUUAUUGACAUUCUGCAGUCCUACAGACUGAUUAAAAAACUGGAACACUCCUGGAAGUCUCUCAUCCAUGAUGGAGACACGGUGUCGGUCCACAGACCUAGUUUCUAUGCAGAGAGGUUCUUCAAGUUCUGCAGCACAGUUGUCUUCAGGAAAAGCUGCUCAUUACGACCAUCUCCAUCUAAGAGAGGUCGAGGGGCCCUCUCAGGAUCCAAGUACGGUGCCGGACAGCGCCCCUCACUGACUGAUGAAAGACAGGAAAACCUGGAGAACUUGGAGAACCUCAGAGGAGCCCACAGCUUUUCUAUUCUGGAAGAGAAUGGUAAAGAGCCGCCCUGCACCCCUCCGUCAUUUGAAGACGCAACGACAGCAUCUAUUGCAACCACGCUGUCAUCUAACAACUCUUUACCAACCACCCCAUUUGAUACUCCAGAACAUCCACGCCCCAGAAGACAAAUGCAUUCACCAAACAUAGUCAGAUCACAAAAAGAGCUGGUUGAGGUUCACGGCGAACGUCAGGACACUAUAACUGUGGAGGUGGAGCUGAGCAAGAUCCCGCAGAGUACGGAGCUGACGCAGAGGACAGAAAUCAUGUCUUCCAGCCAACAAACACUCAGUCAUCAAAUUUGUACAGUAGCUUCGUCCGCCCCCAGCUCUACAUGUUCAUCCUCUGCAUAUUCCUCCACUACUCUUCCUCCUUCCUUUGCGUCAUCCUCCUCUGCUCAAUGUGCUGCCCAGUCAUCCUCUACGCUUUCUUCAUCCAUCCGUCCGUCCACCAAACCGCUCACCUCUCCAGGAACCGCUCAGGCUUUAACUCUCUCCUCUCUGAUCUCUGACUCAAAUGCAAAAUCUGUUCAGCUCACCGGUUUGUCUCCGAACGCCUCCACCCUCACUCCUGCCUCAGCGUUCACCCCCAUUCACCCCGCAUCCGCUAGCUCCUCUCAGCAUUUUCCCUCCGCUCCUCCCUCUUCAGCCCCUUCAAGCCCCCACUUGCCUCAGGAAGAACCGCGUACUUCACAAAAGCAGCUUUCGGUGUCCAGCAGCCACAGCUCCUUGGAAGCGGAGGUGCAGGUCUCUGACAUUUACUUUACUCAGGAGGACCAGAGCUGUGUUUUCUCUCCUUUCCACUGCAGCUCUGAGUCCAGAAGAGACUCAGAUGUGGACAGUGAAACAUAAUUUCAGUCAAAGACAGCGGCAGUGGGUGGAGCCAGAGGCUUUCUCCUUACACAAAAGCUGGGAGGGUGUAAUGAUAAAGGCAGCAGGACACUGAUGAUUUACUGCUGGCUGCUGAAGCUGCAUGUAAGAGUCUGCUUUGCUUAUAGUAAAUCUUAUUACCUGGCAUUCAGCUGAAAGAAUGCAGCUUUGCAUUAUGCAUUUGAACCACUGUACAGAGAGAUUUACUGCUAAUCUAGUGGGAGUCUGUUAUGUACAAUUUGUUCAUACAGAAGUGGAGAAACGUAUGAAUCUUACAGUACAAUCAGCUUAGUAGCACUGUGAACAAUUUUGGUAAUUGUGAUUAAGCUCUUAAUGCUUUUAACAGGAUAAUCAUUGUCAAGAUUCAAACGUCGAUUUAAAUCCCACGACAUAAAUAUUGUGUCAAUUAAUUUAAAUUUAAUUUCAGUGCAAACCCCACUGUUAUUAUUAUUCUUUUAAAAGCCAAAAGUCUGUGUAUAAGUAACAGCUUGGUUGCAGAGGGAGCAGCCGAAGCGAGGUGAAUCAAACAUUCCUUUCCCCAGCUCUGCCUAUGCAAUAUGUGUUAUCGAUUCCUCCUAUUGACUCACUUGUAAUUAGCCUGGACUUCAUUGUGCAUUUGUUUUAACUAGAGGGGAAUCAGCUCUGUAUAAUUUGAUUUUAGCACUUUAACUAUGUCUAUGAUUGAUCUUAGCACACACACUCAGACACAGUGAAUACCCUUCGCAUACAGUGGUCCUCCAGCGGUGUGUAGUGGCUCAGUCAAAGAAAAAAAAACAAACAAAAAAACGAUCUGGAAGCAAGUGGUUUUAUUCAAAAUGCCUUAUCAACUAA
Xiphophorus maculatus (southern platyfish) is the source of this 3625-nucleotide messenger RNA. Its product is annotated as phosphatidylinositol 4-phosphate 5-kinase type-1 gamma-like. Bases 422 to 2776 code for a protein of 784 amino acids. NCBI's taxonomy places the organism in Eukaryota, Metazoa, Chordata, Actinopteri, Cyprinodontiformes, Poeciliidae. Gene Ontology annotation, biological process: phosphatidylinositol metabolic process. The record is from RefSeq and is a predicted model, not a curated record. Gene Ontology annotation, molecular function: phosphatidylinositol kinase activity. The transcript has 17 exons.